Messenger RNA from Setaria italica (foxtail millet), 738 nucleotides. RefSeq lists its product as uncharacterized. The record is from RefSeq and is a predicted model, not a curated record. NCBI's taxonomy places the organism in Eukaryota, Viridiplantae, Streptophyta, Magnoliopsida, Poales, Poaceae. The transcript has a single exon. Bases 1 to 738 code for a protein of 245 amino acids.
AUGAAGCUGGUGUGGUGUCCGGAGGUGGCGUCCAAGGCCUACAUCGACGGCGUCAGGGCGCUCGCCGGCCACGACGACCUCGCCGGAUCGGCGGAGGUCGCCGAGCUCGUCGCCGCCAUGGCCGGCGGCUGGAACGCGCAGCUCGUCGUCGAGGCGCCGGACGUGCCGGCGCAAUCAUCCAUCUCUUCUUCACGGCCGCCCGCCACAUGCCUCGCGCUCGCCGCAGCCGCGAGGCGCACGGGCGGGCGCUACGCCUGCGUGCUUCCGGAGGGCGGCUCCGCGUCCGCCGCGGCGGUAUUCGCCGGCGUCCGCUCGCAGGAGGACGCGGACGCGGGAGCGGAGUCGCCGUCGCCGUCCCCGACGGUCGUCGUGGCCAGCGACGCCGACGAGGCGAUGGCGCGGCUGGAGGGUGUCGACCUGCUAGUGAUCGACGCGCGGCGGCGGGACGCGGCGGCCGUGCUGCGGGCGGCCAGGCCCGGGGCCAGGGGCAUGGUGGUGGUGCGCCACGGCGACGGAAGGCGGCGCGGUGCCACGGCGCUGGCCGCGGCGUCCAUGGCGGCCGGGACAAGGGUCGUGCGCUCCGUCUACCUGCCCAUCGGCAAGGGCGUCGAGGUUCUCCACGUCGGCGUCGGGAAGGGGCCUAGCCUGCAUAGCCGGGGCGGCGCCCGGGGGACCGGCCGGUGGAUCCGGCACGUCAACCACGACACCGGCGAGGAGCAUGUCUUUCGGCGGCAGUAG